AUGGAACCAGGACAGCAGCCAAGCAGUGGCGGCGCUGGAGGGACUGGCAUUAUCCGUGACUUGUCAUCGAGUCCGGAGCUAAUUCGACAGCCAGCCGGUCACGUACGCCGUCGUCUGCCCCAGACUCGCCGUUGGUCAUGGAGAUUCCGGAUGCCCUCGACUCAUUCCAUGAUCACACGCUCACGAGCCCGCCGUGGACAGUCCAGUUCCCUACCUGCUCGCUUGUAUUCCUUCAUUUCCCGAGUACCAGGUCCCUCGGCCGCAGUCGAGUCGUCUCAGGAUGACAGCGACAUAGUCGAUAGCGUGGCAGAGGCUGACAUGAUCUCUUCCCACGGGUUUCUGCCCACCCCUCGUUGCCAUGAAGGUCGAGGAUGGUCCCCAUGCCACCCACAGACACAACACUUCGCCAUCUACGAAGAUCCCUCAGACCAGCCAACACCCCAGAUUCGCACGCCAAUCCCAUAUUCCGACUCAGAUGAGGAGAAGGAGAACUCAUAUGGCCCUUCCGAAUCUGACGAGGAAGCAGCGAAUACCGACGCUGUUGCCAACCCUGAUGUGGCGGAUAGGCUUGUUCGACCUGAUAUCCAAACCAUGCUGUGGGGUUCUGACAAUAAUGAGCUGGAACAAGACCGAGAUCAAACCGCGUCCGAGAUCAUGCUCCAUGAUCUCCAGGAACUUGGCUUGUUGGAUCGGUUUGGUGGAAGCGGACAAGACGAGAACCCGGAUAUUGCCUGGUGA
Messenger RNA from Penicillium brasilianum, 738 nucleotides. The record is from the annotation of a GenBank genome assembly. Lineage: Eukaryota; Fungi; Ascomycota; Eurotiomycetes; Eurotiales; Aspergillaceae.